Amborella trichopoda is the source of this 1330-nucleotide messenger RNA. Its product is annotated as binding partner of ACD11 1. NCBI's taxonomy places the organism in Eukaryota, Viridiplantae, Streptophyta, Magnoliopsida, Amborellales, Amborellaceae. The record is from RefSeq and is a predicted model, not a curated record. Gene Ontology annotation, molecular function: RNA binding.
GCCUUGGGCACACAGUUUGUGGCCCAAGCCCUAAUAUUUUACGGCCGUGCCCACACCUUCCCUUCUCUCUUUACAAUCCAGUUCAACUUCUUACCACGUGCAUGGGGUUUAAACGAGAAAUAAGGAAUCUUUUGGGUAAAUUUCAAAAAAAAAAGAAAAACGCGUUAAAUCCAAAAUUUUAAACGCCUUGAGCGUUUUGAUUGACGAAGACUUGCCCUAGGGUUUAUACUUGAACUUCAAAUUGCGUUAAACAAGUACGAGGCAAGCAUUUCUCAUCUGAUAUUUUUCGAACCCGCUUCAAUGUCGAUAAGAACAGUUAAGGUCAGCAACGUCUCCUUGGGUGCUACUGAACAGGACAUUAAGGAAUUCUUUUCGUUCUCUGGGGAUAUCGAAUAUGUUGAAAUGAAAAGUGACAAUGAACGAUCCCAGAUUGCUUAUGUGACCUUCAAGGAUUCACAAGGAGCAGAGACAGCUUUACUCCUAUCGGGGGCAACAAUUGUUGAUCUAUCUGUAAACGUAACUCCUGCUGUGAAUUACCAACUGCCACCUGCUGCUUCAGCACCGCCUAUGACAAAAGAUUCGAGCAAGGUCGCCAGUGGAGCCGAAUCAGCUGUUCAGAAGGCAGAGGAUGUGGUCACCAGCAUGCUUGCUAAAGGCUUCAUAUUGGGAAAGGAUGCCGUCAACAAGGCCAAGGCUCUUGAUGAUAAGCACCAGUUUACUUCCAGCGCCACUGCCAAAGUUGCCUCCAUUGACAAAAAGAUUGGCCUUAGUGAGAAGAUCAGCAUGGGUACUGCUGUGGUAAAUGAGAAGGUGAGGGAGAUGGAUCAGAAAUUUGCAGUCUCUGAGAAGACCAAGACUGCCUUUGCAGCUGCUGAGCAAAAGGUGAACAGCGCUGGUUCAGCCAUCCUCAAGAACAGGUAUGUCUUCACAGGAGCAUCAUGGGUAGCAGGUGCAUUUAGCCGAGUGACCAAAGCAGCGGAGGAUGUGGGCCUCAAGACCAAAGAGAAGGUUGAGAAAGCUGAGGACAAGGAGAGGAGAGAGAUGGUUGAAGGGUAUACCCAGGUUCAUCUCUCGGACUCCCCCAAAUCUCCUUCUCAUGAACCUUCCUCCAAGCCCCCUCCAGCCCAAGGUUUGGUACUUUGAGAUUCAGGAAUUUGUGUACAUAUUAUGAAGGGUAUGGACCGUUUCUCACUCAUCUCUCUACUUCUACAAUGUUGACUUUGCUUUCAAUUUGUGGGCAAGAAUGUUAUAUAAAUUUGGAAAUUAAGGGACUUGUAUAAACUUGAUUUGUUGGAGUGGGAGUAGUGAUUGAAUAGCUUCCUCUUUACUA